AUGGACAAGGAAGGACUGCCCCAAUACUCCGAGGUCGUCAAGCCAUGGGCUGACCGACGCCGUAGACGCCGCAUCUUCAGAUCGGCCAGCUUGCUCUCUAGUACUCGCUUGCAAGAUGAUUACGCUACGUGUGCCGCUCUUCAGAGUGUGCCCGUCAAUCCAUCUGGUGUCCGCGAGUACAACAAGCGUUAUGUGAACGGCACUAAACCUGUGCUGAUCCAGAAUGCUACUGUCUGGACUGGCGAACCUCUGCCUGGCACAAGCUUUGAAGACGCUCACCAGGGAAAGGGCUAUUCCUGGAUCCAGUCAGAUGUUUUCAUCGAGCACGGCCUAAUCAAGAGAGUGGCCUCAUCGAUAUCGCUUGCUGAUCUCCCUUCGGAGUACGAGAUCUUCAACGCACAUGGACGUCAACUCACAGCUGGUAUCGUCGACAUGCAUAGUCAUGCGGGCCUUGGCAGUCUCGGAGGUCUACAAGGAGACGAGAAUGAGUUGUCGAGCGACAUCACCCCAUAUGUCAAGUCUUUGGAUUCUCUAGAUCCUCUCCACCCGGAAAUUCAAUGGAUCAAGUCUGGCGGUGUCACCACCUCCCUUCUCCUUCCUGGCUCAGGAAACAAUAUCGGCGGAGAGGCGUUCCUUGUCAAGUUUGCUGUUGGCAAGGAGGGUGGUCGUGCCGAGCUCAGUCAGCAAGACAUGUUCGCUGAUCCUGACCAUACCUGGAGAUACAUGAAGAACGCCUGUGGUGAGAACCCCAAACGAAUUUAUGGCAAGGUUGGCGAGAGAGGUCCAUUCAGCCGUAUGGGUGAGGGUUGGGAAUUCAGACAUGCUUAUGAGCAGGCGAGAGACUAUGUCAGAUCCCAAGACGACUGGUGUGCCGCUGCGAAGUCAGUUGGCGCCGAGAACAUGAAAAGCUACCUCCCUCAACAGCUCGAAUGGGAAAAUCUUGGAGCUGUCCUUCGAGGUCAGGUGCGAGUCAACACUCACUGUUACACCAUUCCCGACCUUGAGAUGUACGUGCGUCUUACCAACGAGUUCAAGUUCAGAGUCUAUGCUUUCCACCAUGCUCAUCAGACCUAUCUGGUACCCGACGUCCUGAAGAGAGCUUACGGCGGUACUCCAGCUGCAGCUCUGUUCGGAGACAAUAUGUACUACAAGGUCGAGAGCUACAGAGCAUCUGAGCAGGCUGGCAAAAUUCUUUAUGAGAACGGAGUCACUCCAGUUUACGUCAGUGACAAUCCUGUCAUCAACUCUCAACACGUCAAGCAAGAAGCCGCAAAGGCUUACGGCUACGGCCUUCCUUAUCACGUCGCGCUUGCUGGUUUGACUUCUGCUCCAGCCGAGCUUCUGGGCAUGGGAGAGAGACUCGGAAAAAUCAAGGCUGGGUUCGAUGCUGAUGUUGUCGUCUGGGACUCUGACCCGUUGUCUCUUGGUGCCACACCGCUUCAAGUCUGGAUUGAUGGUGCACCUCAGUUCAAGGAUCCUGUUGAGCUGAAGAAGCCCUUGACCUCUCCUAUCAAGCCCGAUCUUGCGCUCACCAAGGACCACGAUGUUGCUGAAGCAAGUAAGGAUGUUGUUUUUACUGGUGUCACUAACAUCCGCAUUCCUGGAUUGGCCUCGACCUCUGAACACAAGGGUCCUGCUACAGUCGUCGUGUCUGAGGGAAAGAUCAUUUGCGCUGGAUCUUGCAAUGCAGAAGCGCGCACCGCUACCGAGAACAAAGCUCGUACUGUGGCUCUGGAAGAUGGGUAUCUCACCCGCCCACUGACAGCGUUCGGGUCAGGCUUGGGCUUGCAGGAAAUCAUGGGGCAGCCCCAGACUUACGAUGGUGCUGUCAAGGACAAGACUUGGGCUCGCGCCGUCGACGGCCUUCUUCUUGAUGGCAAGAACCUCUUUGCAGCCUAUCACCACGGUGUGACGAAGGCCAUUUCUGCACCCAUUGCUCAAGCCUUUUCGGGUAUCUCUCUUCGUGGUGUCUCUGCCGGAUUUCUGACUGGUGCGAAGACACCACUGAGUAAGGGCGCUGUCUUUGUCGAAGAAGCGGCAGUCCACUAUGACUUCACCUUGAAAGGGAAGAGUGAAACCAAUCCUUCGAUCUCAAGCUUAGUGGCCGACUUGCGGCACAAGUUGCUCGAGGCAGUCCGCAGCAAUGAGACUAUUGUCGAUACUUACUCGGAAGCUGCAUCUCUCAAGAAGGUUGUUGAAGGCAAGUCUGCUCUAGUGUUGAGCGUCCACAGUGCCGAUAGUAUUUCUGCUCUUCUGCGCUUGAAGUUUACUGUAGAAGAGGCCAGCAAGACUCCUCUCCGUCUCGUGGUGCUCGGUGCCGCUGAAUCGCACUUGGUAGCCGAGGAACUAGCAGCCGCCGACGUCGCCGUUGUAUUAGCUCCUUUGCUUCCUUGGGCACAAUCCUGGGACCAACGCCGUUCGCUCAUGGGUGCUCCUCUUCACAACGGCACCGCCAUCGAUGUGCUCCUCGAUGCUGGAGCUCGCGUUGCUAUUGGUGUUGAUGAGAUUUGGGAGACCAGAGACCUUGGCCUCACUGCUGGUAUUGCUUACAAGAACAGCGAGGGUAGACUGACCGAGCAGCAAGCCCUUGACCUUGUCAGCACUAACUUCUACGACUUCUUGGGACUGGAGAAGCCAGAUGCUGGAAGCGAGUUUGUCAUCUACGAAGGGUCGCCACUUGAGAUUGGUGGUAGAGUGGUUGCUGUCGCUGAUGGUACUGGCAACACUGAGGUCUGGGCUUGA
Messenger RNA from Aureobasidium subglaciale EXF-2481, 2742 nucleotides. RefSeq lists its product as uncharacterized. Gene Ontology annotation, molecular function: N-acetylglucosamine-6-phosphate deacetylase activity. Lineage: Eukaryota; Fungi; Ascomycota; Dothideomycetes; Dothideales; Saccotheciaceae. Gene Ontology annotation, biological process: N-acetylglucosamine catabolic process. The transcript is spliced from 2 exons. The coding region runs from base 1 to 2742 and encodes 913 amino acids. The record is from RefSeq and is a predicted model, not a curated record.